Messenger RNA from Acanthochromis polyacanthus (spiny chromis), 5858 nucleotides. Its product is annotated as NACHT, LRR and PYD domains-containing protein 3-like. The record is from RefSeq and is a predicted model, not a curated record. The transcript has 16 exons. Bases 880 to 4836 code for a protein of 1318 amino acids. Gene Ontology annotation, molecular function: protein binding. NCBI's taxonomy places the organism in Eukaryota, Metazoa, Chordata, Actinopteri, Pomacentridae.
AGGAUUAUUCCUGUCUGUAAAGGAACAGAGAGAACAAACAAGCAUUAGUUCACUAGAACCACUUUCUAUGCUCAAACCAUAACAGUGACCCGUUCUGUUUUGAUCAUUAAAAGUAACACAGCUGAAAGGGAAGAAGAUGAAAGUCAUCUGAAAUAAACCUGCAUGUUUUAAAGCAACCCUUACUUGUUCUGAAUUGUAAAUAUUGUAUAAAAAUACAGUGAACUAGAGGUUUUCCAGAACAGUGUUCUAUAGCAGACUGAACAUGUGAGGUUCUAAUGACAUGAUUUUAAUCAGAACGGGUUCUGAUCUAAAGUGGGCUGGUCUGAGGCCUCAAACUCCAGGACUGAAAAUGAAUCCCACUGCUCAAACUAAGUGGAUUUGACUGUGAUCUCUGCCUGUUUCCCUGUCAGUACCAUCAGUGAUGAAAGCGUUAAAAAGCCUCAAUCUCCUCCAGUCUGUUGACUUUAAUCAUCAGGUUGAUCAGAGAACAGACAGCUGCCUCACUGGAACGUUAGUAGCUGUGACUUGUAGAGGACUGGGAUGUUUCUUCCACUUUCUACAGUCUGCUGCCUGAACUGAGCUCAGAAACACACUAUGUUGAUGUGAGCCACUAGUUUUAUUAGUGUCUGCAUGGAACCAACAGCUGAUGGUCAAGUCAGAGAGAUUCAGUACGGUUCACAAACAUUCACACAGCAUUUAUUAAACGAUAACUUUGGAUGGAGUUUCAGUCUGGAUGAGGUGGAGUCCUGACUGGUUCCAGGAAACAGAUCACCUGUCUGAGCGUCCAGGAGUGGACUGGAAACUUUCUUCUUCUUCUUCAGCGCUUUGAAUAAAGUGUGAAGGUAGAAAGUGUGUGUGAGCUGCUGUGAGUUGAGCAUCAUGGAUGAGUGUGAGGACAGAGAGGAGGGAGUCCCUCCCUCUAAAAGCUCUCUGUGUGGGGAACAGGAGAACCAGAGCAAAGCUCAGAGGAAUCCACCUGGACCUGGAUCUGGACCUGGACCUGGACCUGCAUCCAGCUGUGUGUCCUUCAAGAGUGACCGGUCUAUGGAUAUUCCUCUUCAUUUUAAAGGAGAACCAGGUCCUGCUGCAGAGAGGAAUCCACCUGGACCUGGACCUGGACCUGGACCUGGACCUGGACCUGCAUCCAGCUGUGUGUCCUUCAAGAAUGACCGGUCUAAGCGUCGCCUCAUUGACUUUAAAGAUCAUCAACCUCCUGCUGCAAAGAGAAUCCAUCAGAGAUCAGAGUCGUCUGGACCUGGACCUCCAUCCAGCUGUGUGUCCUUCAAGAGUGACUGGUCUAUGCCUCUUCCUCUUAACUUCAAAGGAGAACCAGGUCCUGCUGCAGAGAGGAAUCCACCUGGACCUGGACCUGGACCUGGACCUGGACCUGCAUCCAGCUGUGUGUCCUUCAAGAGUGACCGGUCUAAGGGUAUUCCUCUUUAUUUCAAAGGAGAACCAGGUCCUGCUGCAGAGAGAGUGGAGCAGCAGAACUCAGAGGUUCCCAGAGCUCAGUCUGUCCAGCAGCAUCACCUGGACUCCAUAUUCAUGCUGCUGGAGGACAACAUGGUGACUUUUGUGAAGAAGGAGCUGAAGAAGAUGCAGAAGCUUGUGAGUCCAGAUUACCCAGAAUGCUCCUCAGAGAGUCAGAGGGAGGAUGAGGAGGAGUUGGAGGGUGAUGAUGAUGAGAGGAGCAGCAGAGAGAUGUUUGAGCAGAUCACAGUGUUGUUCCUGAGGAGGAUGAAGCAGGAGAAGCUGGCUGACUGUCUGCAGAGCAAAUUUGCUGCUGCUUGUGGACGUGAACUUAAACGUGGUCUGAAGAAGAAGUUCCAGAGAGUGUUUGAGGGCAUCGCUAAAGCAGGACAGAAGACCCUCCUGAAUGAGAUCUACACAGAGCUGUACAUCACAGAGGGAGGGACUGCAGAGGUCAAUGAUGAACAUGAGGUCAGACAGAUUGAAGCAGCAUCCAGGAAAGCAGACAGAGCAGAAAGAAGGAUCAGAGCAGAAGACAUCCUUAAAGACUCACCUGGAGGAGAUGGACCAAUCAGAACAGUGAUGACAAAGGGAGUGGCUGGCAUCGGGAAAACAGUGUUAACACAGAAGUUGACUCUGGACUGGACUGAAGACAAAAGCAACCAGGACAUCCACUUCAUGUUUCCACUGACUUUCAGAGAGCUGAAUGUGGUGAAAGAGAGAAAGUUCAGCUUGAUGGAACUUGUUCAUCACUUCUUCAGUGAAACCAAAGCAGCAGGAAUGUGCAGCUUUGAAGACUUCCAGGUUGUGUUGAUCUUUGACGGUCUGGAUGAGUGUCGCCUUCCUCUGGACUUCCACAACAAUGAGGUCCUGACUGAUGUUAGAGAGUCCACCUCAGUGGAUGUGCUGCUGACAAACCUGAUCAGGGGGAAUCUGCUUCCCUCUGCUCGCCUCUGGAUAACCACACGACCUGCAGCAGCCAAUCAGAUCCCUCCUGACUGUGUGGACAUGGUGACGGAGGUCAGAGGGUUCACCGACCCACAGAAGGAGGAGUACUUCAGGAAGAGAUUCAGAGAUAAGAAGAAGGCCAGCAGCAUCAUCUCCCACAUGAAGAAGUCACGAAGCCUCCACAUCAUGUGCCACAUCCCAGUGUUCUGCUGGAUCACUGCUACAGUUCUGGAGGAGCUGCUGAGAAGCAGAGAGGGAGGAGAUCUGCCCAGAACCCUGACUGAGAUGUUCAUCCACCACCUGGUGGUUCAGGCCAAAGUCAAGAAGGUCAAGUAUGAUGGAGGAGCUGAGAUAGAUCCACACUGGAGUCCAGACAGCAGGAAGAUGAUUGAAUCUCUGGGAAAACUGGCUUUUAAUCAGCUGCAGAGAGGAAACCUGAUCUUCUAUGAGUCCGACCUGACAGAGUGUGGCAUCGAUGUGGAAGCAGCCUCAGUGUACUCAGGAGUGUUCACACAGAUCUUUAAAGAGGAGAGAGGACUGUACCAGGACAAGGUGUUCUGCUUCGUCCAUCUGAGUGUUCAUGAGUUUCUGGCUGCUCUUUAUGUCCAUCAGACCUUCAUCAACUCUGGAAUCAACCUGAUGGAAGAAAAACAACAAACUGCCGCCAACAAACCUGAUCCAACAGUUUUCUACCAGAGAGCUGUGGACGAGGCCUUACAGAGUCCAAACGGACACCUGGACUUGUUCCUGCGCUUCCUCCUGGGUCUGUCACUGCCGACCAAUCAGAAUCUUCUACGAGGCCUGCUGACACAGACAGGAAGUAGCUCACAGACCAAUCAGAAAACAGUGGAGUACAUCAAGAAGAAGAUCAGUGAGGAUGUGUCUGCAGAGAGAAGCAUCAAUCUGUUCCACUGUCUGAAUGAACUGAAGGAUGUUUCUCUAGUGGAGGAGGUCCAACAGUCCCUGAGAUCAGGAUGUCUGUCCACAGAUGAACUGUCUCCUGCUCAGUGGUCAGCUCUGGGCUUCAUCUUACUGUCAUCAGAAGAACAUCUGGACGUGUUUGACCUGAAGAAAUACUCUGCUUCAGAGGAGGUUCUUCUGAGGCUGCUGCCAGUGGUCAAAGCCUCCAAGAAAGUUGUACUGAGUGGCUGUAAUCUGUCAGAGAGAAGCUGUGGAGCUCUGUCCUCAGUCCUCAGCUCCCAGUCCUCCAGUGUGACAGAGCUGGACCUGACUAACAACAACCUGCAGGAUUCAGGAGUGGAGAGUCUUUCUGCUGGACUGGAGAGUCCACACUGUAAACUGGAAGCUCUCAGACUGAGUGGCUGUAAUCUGUCAGAGAGAAGCUGUGGAGCUCUGUCCUCAGUCCUCAGCUCCCAGUCCUCCAGUGUGACAGAGCUGGACCUGAGUAACAACAACCUGCAGGAUUCAGGAGUGGAGAGUCUUUCUGCUGGACUGGAGAGUCCACACUGUAAACUGGAAGCUCUCAGACUUAAUAACUGUAAUCUGUCAGAGAGAAGCUGUGGAGCUCUGUCCUCAGUCCUCAGCUCCCAGUCCUCCAGUGUGACAGAGCUGGACCUGAGUAACAACAACCUGCAGGAUUCAGGAGUGGAGAGUCUUUCUGCUGGACUGGAGAGUCCACACUGUAAACUGGAAGCUCUCAGGCUGUCAGGCUGUCUGGUCACAGAGGAAGGCUGUGCUUCUCUGGCCUCAGCUCUGAGCUUGAAGACCUCAAAUCUGAGAGAGCUGGACCUGAGCUACAACCAUCCAGGAGACUCAGGAGAGAAGAUGCUGAGAGCUAAAGUGGAGGAUCCACACUGUAGACUGGAAACUCUGAGGGUGACGCCUGCUGGAGUCCCAUGGUUGACACCAGGUCUGAGGAAGUAUUCCUGUCAACUCACAGUCGACACAAACACAGUAAACAGAAAACUCAGACUGUCUGACAACAACAGGAAGGUGACACGUGUGGGGUGGGAUCAGAGGUAUCCUGAUCAUCCAGACAGGUUUGAAUACUGUGAACAGCUGCUGUGUAGAACUGGUCUGACUGGUCGCUGUUACUGGGAGGUGGAGUGGAGAGGAAGGGUUAGUAUAUCAGUGAGUUACAGAGGAAUCAGAAGGAAAGGAAACAGUUAUGACUGUAUGUUUGGAUCUAAUGAUCAGUCCUGGAGUCUGAUCUGCUCUGAUGAUGGUGGUUACUAUGUCAUUCACAAUAACAGUAAAACAUCCAUCAGGUCCUCCUCAGUCUCUCACAGAGUUUCAGUUUAUGUGGACGUUCCUGCUGGAACUCUGUCCUUCUACAGAGUCUCCUCUGACUCUCUGAUCCACCUCCACACCUUCAACACCACAUUCACUGAACCUCUCUAUCCUGGAUUUGGGUUCUACUGGUCCAGUUCUGGUUCCUCCUCAGUGUCUCUGUGUUGAGUCUCGUCUCCAGAGUCUCCUCCUGGUACAGAAACAGUGUUGAACAGAUGGUUGAGUCUCUCCAUGACUCUGUCCCUCACAAACAUGUUUUCACAUUCAUGGAUUAAAUGUGUUUCUUUGUCAAAUCCUUCUCAAUGAUUCCUUGUAAACUUGUUCCUCUUCAAAGAUGAAGUUGUGAUUCUUCCAGGAGCCAAAUGUGGUGUUUGCGUCUUUUUCCAGUCAAAUGUUGAGAGUGAAAAUCAGGAUGUGGUGUUCCUCUGACGCUCACUGGAACUAAAAGCAUUUGAGCUGCACAAAGUGUGAAAUGAGAGAGGAAGCAGUGAAUCUCCAAACUGCUGACAGACUUUCACACAUUAUUGUCCAGUGAAAAUCAGCUUUUUGUGCAGCCACACUUGAUCCUGAUGUGAGUCUUUAAGUCCUGUUCUAGUGAUGAAAUGAGAACUUCCUUCAUCUGUGUCACUCUUUCCAAAGUAUUCUGUGCUCUUCUGUCAUUUAUGUCUUAUUGAUAGAUCCAUUUUUCAUUUUUACUAUAAAUAAGUGCUUCAAUGUUUUUUCAUCAGUUUUUUUAUCAGAUUCUGAAUUUCUGGUUUCAUCAACAAAUUCUAUCAGAUUGUAUUUUUCCAUCAAAGCUCCCAUAACCCUAGCUAUCUGUGGAUCAAAAUGUUUUCAGCAUCGAUAUGAUUCCAGUAGAAUUUAAACCCACCAGGACUAUCCAGAUUACAUUGAACUCUGUAAAUUCUACAUUUUUUAGCCUGUUUCAUUCUAUAAAUGUUGUGUUUGGCCGUUAAAGGAGCUUUUCCUCACAUUGUGCUGUAUUUGAACCCUUCCAUGCUCUAAAUUCUUUGAACAGAUCUUGUGCUGUAAUCAAUGUCUAACUUAGUUUUUAUUUUCAUUGCAGUGGUUGAUUUUUCCUGAACAAGAUCAAUGAUUUUAAUACGUCUUUCUCCACUUUUAUUUGCUCUGCCUGUGGCUUUUAAACUAUUCUAACUUUCUUUUUUAUUCAAUAAAUGACUAAUAACACA